AUGAACGCCGUUCAACUCAUCGAGAAGCACUUCCAGACCCUCAAGGUCGGCCAACAAGCAUUCCUCAGCUUAUAUGCUCCCAAUGCUGUGGCUGAAAUGCCAUACUCGCCUCACCCUUACCCCACCAAAGUAGAGGGACUUGAGGCUAUUGGUGCUUCGGUAGCGGGCUUUGUCGGCGGCAUGGGUGAUGACUUUAAUGUUAAAGUCAACAAGAUUUAUCCUAUUGAUGGCGAGGAUGCUGCUUUUGUCGAAUUCACCAUGACUGGAACGGUGACGAUGACGGGAAAGAAAUAUGAGCAAAACUACGUGGCGUAUUUCCGCGCUGAGAAUAGCAAGAUUGUCCUGUACCGGGAGUACUUUGACAGUUCGCGGAUAGCAGCUGCAUUUGCUCCUGAUAACUAA
Trichoderma virens Gv29-8 is the source of this 402-nucleotide messenger RNA. RefSeq lists its product as uncharacterized. The transcript has a single exon. NCBI's taxonomy places the organism in Eukaryota, Fungi, Ascomycota, Sordariomycetes, Hypocreales, Hypocreaceae. The record is from RefSeq and is a predicted model, not a curated record. The coding region runs from base 1 to 402 and encodes 133 amino acids.